AUGGAUCCCUACAACUCCUCCAUCAACUCCACAACCACAACUACCACACCCACACCCACCACAACCAACAUUAUUCCCCACUCAACCCAACACCCAACCUCCACAAUCAAAUCUCCCUCAACUCAACAACUCAACAUGCCUGCCUACCACGCCGCCAAGGUGACCAAGUACUCGUACAACGGCACCUGGAACAACAAAUGGACGAAGGCCAUGGACGACGAGCUGGUGAAGAAGUACAACGCAGGCGACUCUUGCCACAAGAUUGCCGGUACGCUCAACAGCUCUCCGAACGGCGGACCGGCUCGUUGGGAGUCGAUCCGCGAUCGCCUGAAGGAGAUCUUCCCUGGCAAGCACAUCAAGGGAGAUGACGACGACGCUCAGGCGGAUCAUACGGAUGACACGUGCUAG
This is a messenger RNA of Mytilinidion resinicola, 408 nucleotides long. RefSeq lists its product as uncharacterized. The record is from RefSeq and is a predicted model, not a curated record. Bases 1 to 408 code for a protein of 135 amino acids. Lineage: Eukaryota; Fungi; Ascomycota; Dothideomycetes; Mytilinidiales; Mytilinidiaceae. The transcript has 3 exons.